Messenger RNA from Paramecium pentaurelia, 1282 nucleotides. Lineage: Eukaryota; Ciliophora; Oligohymenophorea; Peniculida; Parameciidae. The record is from the annotation of a GenBank genome assembly.
AUGAACAAUAAUUAAGUAUUUGAUGAAUUAGAAGAGUUUGUCAAAUAACAAAAAUUGAAUGACAAUUUAAGAAUAGAGGCCAAAGUUGGUACAAUCAUAGCUAAAACUGAUGAGGCACUAAUAGAUUUACAACACUUUUAAGAUUAAUUCAUAAAUGUGGAAAGUAAAAUAGAAAAAAAAAAUUAUCGAUUUGAAUCUGCAAUUUCAAAAUUAGACUAUGAAAAGGCAUGCUAAAUGCUUAAAAGUGAAAAGAGAUGGGAAUUCACUAUUGAUAUUAUUUUUGCAUUGAGUUAUACUACCAAUUAUUCAUUUAGAAUGGGAUAUGACGAAAAAGGAAAAAUCUUUUGUAUAUUUUUUUUAAAUAUUUAGGUUAUGAGAGAAAAAAAGAACUAAAAUCAAAACAUUUAGAUAUAUUAGAUUAGAAAAGAUAAUAUAGAAUUACAUUAUCAUAAUAUGAUAUUAUAGACUAUAAUUAAACAGAAAUUUGUUUAGAGAAAAUUAGAGAAUAUUUAAGAGAAAAUACAUUAUAAAUCUCUUGUAUAAGAUAUAAAUAAACAAUGAUUUAUUAAUUUGAUGAUUAUUGUGAAAGUUUUGUUUUUUAAGUUUAAUAAAUUGAAAAAAGUAAAUAGGCAUUUUUGAUAGAGAUUGCAAAAGAGAUCACAAAUAAGAAUAAUACUUUUAAAAAGAAUUUAGAUAAUGCUAUGGAAUUAUUAUAAUAACACAGUAUAUAUAUGUUUGAAUUUAGAGAAUUAUUAUAAACCAUUUUAUGAAGCUGAAAUUUCUAUCAAAUAAUAUAAAGUUGCAUAAUCCACUUAAAACCUUGUUGAGAAAUAUGUUAAGAAAAUAUAAUAAUUUCAUGAUGAUGUACGUGCUUAAAAUCCUUAACCAACCUAAGCAGGUGUAAGAGAUGCACAAUUCUAAAAAAAAUAUGUUAAAUAGGAUUAAAAAUAAAGAAAUUAUAAUCCUUAAAAAGGAACUUAAAUAAAAACAAGAGGAUAAAACUAAUAAUAAAGAUAGGAUAGAAAUUAUUAAGAAAAUUAAACUCUUGAUUAUAAUAAUUCUAAUUAUUUGGAUGAAGAUACAAAUAAGAUUGAGAAUUGGUAAUAAAAUUAACCGUAAUAAAUUAAAAAAUAUGAUAAUAACUCAAAAACUAUGUAUAAUUAAAGAGGAAGAGGAAGAGGAAGAGGUCGUGGGAAUAUAUCAGGAUAUGGAAAAGAAAGAGAAGAAUGGUCAAAUAGUGAUGAUGAAUAAUUUUAAAGUAGAUAAGAGGAUUAUUAUUGAU